AUGGAUGAGUUUGAUGCAAUACCCCCAUCUGCCCUACCAGUGCCCCAAUCUACUCGUGAUAGUGAAUCAAGUGAGCUGCAUGAUGCUUUAUCUAACCCCAAAUGGAUGGAUGCCAUAAAUGUUGAAAUGGAUGUCUUGAACAAGAAUAAAACAUGGGAUUUACUUCCUUUACCACGAGGGAAGAAAGCUGUUGGAUGCAGAUGGGUGUUUACUUUGAAGUAUAAAGCUGAUGGUUCCAUUGACCGUUACAAGGCUAGAUUGGUAGCAAAAGGUUAUACUCGGACCUAUGGAGUUGAUUAUUUGGAGACCUUUGCUCCAGUAGCAAAGCUCAAUACUGUGCGUGUACUAUUAUCCCUGGCUACUAACCACAACUGGCCCUUAUUACAAUUCGAUGUCAAAAAUGUGUUUCUACAUGGUGACCUCAAUGAGGAGAUUUACAUGGAUCUCCUUCCUGUUAUUCCUGUAACCUCAAAGGAGGGUGUUGUGUGUAAGCUGCGGAAGUCUUUACAAGGAUUGAAGCAGUCUCCAAAAGUGUGGUUUGGGAGAUUUGCAGCAUAUAUGAAGAAAUUUGGGUAUGUGCAGAGUAACUCAGACCAUACUUUGUUUCUAAAGCGUCAUAAAGGUAAAUUGACAGCUUUAAUUAUUUAUGUUGAUGAUAUGAUUGUGACUAGAAAUGAUCAGGCAGAAAUGCAAAAUCUUCAGAAGUAUCUGGCUUCCGAGUUUGAGAUGAAAUCAUUGGGUGAUUUUGAACAGAAUCAUAAGUUGGGGUUGUAUCUUGAUCAAGUCCCUACAGAUAAAGAGCGUUAUCAACGACUUGUGGAGAAAUUUAUUUAUUUACCUCAUACACGUCCUGAUAUUGCAUAUGCAGUGAGUGUAGUGAGUCAGUUUAUGCAUUCUCCUAGUGAAGAUCGUAUGGGUGCUGUGAUGCGCAUACUGAGGUAUCUGAAAACGUUUACGUCUGGGUAUUUCACAUUUGUUGGUGGUAAUCUUGUUACUUGGAUGAGCAAAAAGCAAAAAGUGGUGUCUAUGUCUAGUGCCGAGGCCGAGUACCGUGGGAUAGCUCAAGGUGUGUGUGAGUUACUAUGGUUGAUAAGAUUGUCGAGAGAUCUUGGGUUUGGACCCCAGAAACUCAUGGAUUUGUAUUGUGAUAAUAAAGCUGCAAUUGCAAUUGCGCAUAAUCCCGUGCAACAUGAUCGUACAAAGCACGUAGAGGUUGAUUAA
Molecule: messenger RNA, 1221 nt
Organism: Prunus armeniaca (apricot)
Lineage: Eukaryota; Viridiplantae; Streptophyta; Magnoliopsida; Rosales; Rosaceae
Source: the annotation of a GenBank genome assembly